AUGGAGAAGUCGCCACUGCUAGCAAACGGCUACAAUCACCCGCCAACGCAUCUGAGUCACAUGCAAUUCAUGCAACUGGGUGGACAUCCAGGUGCAGGGCACACUGCCAUCCUAUCGCCUGCUAGUCUGCCGCAUCACCUGCAGGCGCAGGCUCAGGCGCGCGCCGAACAGGGCCUCAAAGUCAACCCCAACAUGUCGAACAUGGAGGCGCUCGCGAGGUAAGCUCUUCGAAACGUUCGUAAAAUUGGUCCGUGCGGUUCAAAUCGUGGAUAUGGCGAAUAAAUGAAACUGCGAGCGAAGCUGUAGCGACGAUAGGGAAACUAAUCCAAAAUGUGACAGUUGGAAUCUCGUGCGAAACGAUAGACUAGUUUUUCGGAGGUUCGACUCGCGUUCAUUGGGAUCGGAAGCGUUCGUCUUGUCCCGGUAUAGUUGUAACGAAGGGCCAGCGAGGCCAAAAGAAUACAACUUUAAGAGGAUUUGAAGAGACGGCGAAGCCGUGGAAAUCCGAGGGGUCUCGACACUGCUUGAUCUUUCCUUCCCUCUUUCACCUCCUCCGUCUCUCGGUGGCGGUCUCCGUUCGAAGUCCGUUUCCUUGGCUGCGCCGCGUUCCUUCUAGGUCGUUUACUCGGCUUGCGUUACACUCGCGACCUCAACCGAGUCAUCCUUCUUUCCUCUGCUUGUCGUACGUGUCUGUCGACGAUCGACGCCAAACUAACCAAAGUUUCACCGUUUUUCCACUUUGUGUGAAAUUCCAUGAAUUCAUCUGCAGCGUUCUGUCUCGUUUAAGAGCACAAGAUCGAGAAGAGUGA
Molecule: messenger RNA, 809 nt
Organism: Heterotrigona itama
Lineage: Eukaryota; Metazoa; Arthropoda; Insecta; Hymenoptera; Apidae
Source: the annotation of a GenBank genome assembly